Plasmodium malariae is the source of this 861-nucleotide messenger RNA. RefSeq names its product conserved Plasmodium protein, unknown function. Gene Ontology annotation, molecular function: nucleic acid binding. Bases 1 to 861 code for a protein of 286 amino acids. Lineage: Eukaryota; Apicomplexa; Aconoidasida; Haemosporida; Plasmodiidae. The transcript has 5 exons. The record is from RefSeq and is a predicted model, not a curated record.
AUGUUUUUAAAAGAAGAUGAAGAUGAAGUAGAUUUAUAUGAAGGGUUAGAGGCAGACAACCUGGGCACGAUUGAAAAAAAAGUCGAAGAGAAAAAAAAGGAAGUCGAAAAAGUUGUCAAACCGAAAGAACAAUUGUAUGAAAGGUCUAGAAAAAGUUUAUAUAAAAAGUUGAGCGGCGCAAAAGCAACAUACACCAAAAAAGAUCCAUGCCUAUUUCUUGGUGCUCCUCAAGCAAUCGAAGACAUAGAAGGAGGAGGAGAACAAAAAGUAGAGUAUCUAUUGUUAUUAAAUUUACUUUAUUUUAUAAAUGAUGUUUUGAUAAGGAAACAUUGUGAGAAUAUUGGUAAAGUUAAAAGAGUUGUAAUUAUAGAAGAUGAAAAUUAUUGUAAGUCUUUAGGUAUGUGCCUAGUAGAGUUUUACCAUUUAGACAGUUCACAAAAUUAUGUACUUUAUUUAAAAGAAAAACUAAAAGCUGAAGUAAGGAAAUUAGAUUUGCAUAUAGAAGAACAAAUUAAAAAAGAUGAGCUGUAUAACCAUGGAGGGUAUUUAGAUUACAACAUUAUAGAUUUAUUGAAAAGAGAAUAUGCAGAAUUUUUUCAAACAUCUGAUAAUGUUUAUGAUGCGUUAAAUAAGUCCUUGAAUAUGAAUAGACAUCCUCUAUUUGCAUGGUUUAAUACGAGUUUAAAAGAUGUCCUGAAUACUUAUGUUAAAUCAGAGUUAAAAAAAAAGAAAAAGGGGGCUAUGAAAAAUGAUUAUAUAAACAGAAAAAAUGAAAGUAACUCCGAUACAGACAGUGAUAUGUCUACACAUAUUCUCGACUACGUUUCAAAAAAAAAUAAAUUUCUUUCUUACAACAAAUAA